This is a messenger RNA of Punica granatum (pomegranate), 776 nucleotides long. The record is from RefSeq and is a predicted model, not a curated record. Lineage: Eukaryota; Viridiplantae; Streptophyta; Magnoliopsida; Myrtales; Lythraceae.
CGAGCACGGAGCGUCUUUCCGUUCCGGCUCUGCUCUGCGCCAGUCGAGAGCGUCUCCGAAGAACUCUGCUGUUCUGUUCGUCAAUGGCGGCAACGGCCGCUAACAGUUCAUCUCCCUCUGUUCGUUGCUCGCUACUCCCCCACAGACCCAUCCCAUCUCGACCUUCCUUCUUCAAGCCCAUUUCUUCCGUCAACACGAACCGUAGCAUCGGCUUCUCCGGGUUGAGCUCGUCACCUAGUCCUACAGCUAUCCCGCUGCAGAGGUGGGGUUGCUUUCCAACUUUAGCUAGAGAGGGGAAGCUGAGACUUCGGAUGCCGGCAGUUUCUGGGUCGUUGGGGGGCAAUGAGGAUGAGACCGACCAGGAAGCGGCAGUGACAGAUACCGAGUCGGGUGCAACUAUUGACUUGAAGCUGCCGAGAAGAAGAUUGCUGGUGCAGUUCACAUGUAAUGAAUGUGGUGAAAGAACGAACAGGCUCGUGAACCGAUUAGCCUAUGAACGAGGUCUCGUCUUUGUACAAUGCGCAGGUUGUCUUCGGCAUCAUAAGUUAGUCGACAAUCUUGGGCUGAUUGUGGAGUACGACUUGCGAGAAGAAACUAACGUGAAGUUCGAUAAGGAUGAAGAUACAGUUUCCUGAGAUGUAUGUAGCUCGCAUUAAAAAGAAAAAUGAAAUGGAACUUUCCUGUUCUUUCAAGAAUUUCCGAAGCCUGGAGGAUUACCUUUUUCGUUUUAUUCUAUUCCAUAUAUGUGAUUCGUUGGCAACAUCUUAUAUUUGCAA